Petromyzon marinus (sea lamprey) is the source of this 5368-nucleotide messenger RNA. The record is from RefSeq and is a predicted model, not a curated record. Lineage: Eukaryota; Metazoa; Chordata; Hyperoartia; Petromyzontiformes; Petromyzontidae.
GAGAGAGGUGGGCUGGGUGAGAGAGAGGAGUGCGCUGGGAAAGCGUGGGGCGAGUAUUGAGAAUCUUCUCCGCCACUCUUCCCUCCCUGCCGUGCUCCAGCAGCACACGCAGCGCGCGCCUAGAGGACCUCACAAGCUAACAGUACACACACACAGCCUAUACUCAUUACAGCUGAUACACCAACAGGCUAUUGUAGGUUUACGCCUAUUGUUAUCAUCAUCAGUAUCAUUAGAAUUUGCAGCUGUACAAUAAAGAAUGGCUCAGAGUGCGGCUGCGGUGACCAACAUCUGACGGUGAAGCGCGCGGGUCACGCCGCUGCCCUCCUUCUCCGUCAUCCUUCGGCAGCGACUCCUCCAGGCGACUCGUGACGCCGACCCCCUACUCAGCGUCCUCGAUUCCAACGUUGCCAUCGCUGCUGACCAACUUCCCGCCGCCAUACGCCAGAAGAACGCGGCUGUAGUAUGCGAGCGCGGCCAGGCUGGGUGGCGGGUAAUGCCGACGCUGGACGCAACCAAUCACCCCCGCACACCCGCCCCGCUUAGAACGCAUGCAUCCGUGCGUCGACAGUUACAAUAAUCAAGCGAGAGGAAUAUUUUCUGCAAGUUCGUGGCGACGUGAGAGAGGCUCGUAUCGAUGAACAGUGGAGAUCAUCGCGGUUGCUGAUUGUGCAGCCAAUGCACCGGAGACUCCACGGGCCGAAUAAGAGGGCAGCGAUUGGACAGGGUUCACGCGGACACCACGUGCUGUGGCUUGAAUAUCACCACCACCAUCACUGCGACCGCUUUAUCGCAGCCCGAGCGCUUCAGGGCCGCGAAACGUGAAUUUACUCAACAAAGCCAUGUGGAUGCACGGCCUUCCAACUGCUCCUGCACCCCUUCCUCCAACUCCUCCUCCUACUCCACCUCCUGCUACUGCGAUCACUGCGACUGCAGGAGCUCCAGCCGAGUGGCUCCCGCACGCAGCGUCCGCCGCCGCGAACUGAACCCUGUGCGCGUGUUAAAGGGCCACCACCACCACCGCCACUGAAGGCAAAGAUCCCCCAUAUAGCCCAUUCAGGCUGUCGGGGCAAGUGCUGUUUGCGAGCACCAUCAGGACUAUCAAGCACCACAACCGCCACCACCUCCACCUCGAGCAGUGCCGCGUCCCGUCUCGGCGCGCACGCCGCGGCAGCGAUGCUCACGUGCGUGGCCUGCUUCUGGUGCCUGCUGUCGCUCGCCCUGCUCGCAGCCUGCAGCCUGGGUCUCGUCUCCCCCGCCUGGCUCGCCCGGACCGCGGCCAGUGCCGCCAGCGGUGGUGGCAGCGGUGGUGUGGCCGGGGUCGGGGGAGCCGGCAUGGUCAGCCUCGGUCUCUUCGGCUACUGCGGAGGGGGGCCGACCCCCGGCUCCGUGCCCCUGGGAGGCCCCGCGGGAGGAGGAGGCUCGGGGCCGGGGCAGGUGGCGACGCACGCGUGCAGCACGUACGGAGGCAGGGGACGCUUCGGGGACAUCCCCUCGGCGGCGUGGCAGGUGAGCGUGGUGCUGUGUGGGGGCGGCUGCUCCCUUCUGGCCGUCAGCUCGCUGCUGGCCGUGCUCUGCCUCGUGCUGCCCGAGGGAGAGGGCGAGCGGCGCGCGUGCACGCUCGCGGGGUGCGCGCAGUCGGCCGCAGUGAUAAUCAUGGGGGCUGGCCUGCUCGUGUUUCCGCUGGGCUUGGGCUGCCCGUUUGCCCGGCAGCAGUGCGGAGACUCGGCGCCGUUCUGGGCUGGCGACUGCCAGCUCGCGUGGGGCUACACGCUUGCCAUCGUUGGCGUGCUCCUGGCGGCCUUCCUACCUUACUUCGCCCGCUAUGUGCCCCGGGACCCGUCCCCUUACCCAACACCCAUACCCACCAGUCUGUGAGAUGCAAGCACACGGAUUACGUGCCCAUGAAUGGAACCCCAGGAUGAUCACCCGCACACACAGCGAUCACCCCGUGUAGCCCACGCAGACUCUUGUUGGAGCCAGUGCUGUUAGAGAGAAGGAAUGAAGGCAGGCGAGUCACGAAAGGAGGUGAUGUGGCCAGAACGACGCCCGACCGCCACUUCAGACAUUCGUCACUGAUGUUGGCCGUGAACAGGACUGAACUUGGGUCGCAGUGCAGUGUGCCAUCCAAUUCACUACCGCACUCCACACAUACACAACAGCCAUCAUUCACCACUAAGUGGCGGUGACAUCAUCACUGCUUGUACCAGGCUAGGUGAACUUUGAGGCCACGCAAAGGGUCAAGUGUUGAAGGCUCGCUGACAACAGUUCACGGGACAGACCCAGGUGCCAUGGGUUAACUGACUGAGAUGACUGGCAGAUGCACUGCCUGCGCUCUCGAUCGUGACACAGUUGGCACACAUAUACAAACACAUACAUACGUAUACAACAUGUACCCGCAUGUUGUAUAUGCGGGUGGUAGUGUGAUGCAAAAUGAGAGAAAUAUUAACUCAUGGCAAGCACAAAUCUCAAACAUGGUCCAUAUCACAUCAAUCAGUAUGGCUCACAUUUAUGUACAAAAAAAAUUACAGCUCUUUCUUGAUAUCCUGUAACCAUGCUCAACGUACAUUACAGCUGUUUCAAUUUGAUAACGGUUUAAUACCAUGGAUGCUGACGCUUUUACAAAAAAAAAAACUUCCGACUACGUCUACAUAAGACAAGUACACAACACGGUUAGGUUACAUGUCAAAACGAGAUCAAUGCAUCCGUCUGUGUGUAGGGGUGAAGAUAGCUGAUUACAAAAGCUGCAAAAAAGGGACAUCUAAAUGGCUGCGCGGAAUUGAUUGCACACGCGCCCUGCCGCCUUUUGAAGAGACACAAUCAAAAACUGCCGUACGUGGAGUGAGCAUUCAAUUGUUACUAUCCUGCCACAAAGCUCGCCGGCUAACACGAGCAACGGACUCUUAACAACUGCGCUCUAAUAAUGGCAAAUGUUGCGAGCUUUAAGGUGAAUGAGCAAUAACGCAACAUGUCAUAAAAAAACAUCCACACAAUGACAACGCAGCGAUGGACCCCAGCAGGUUUCGACAGGGAAGUCUGCGAUUCUUGACGAAGGAUUAUAACGUAGAGCAAGACAUACACUGUACAUGUGUGUGUGUGCCAUUUAUUCAUUAUCUGUUUUGUCAAGAUUGCUCAGCUGCGAUACAUCUCAUUUUCACCUGCGGCCCUGUUGAUGGCAAAGGGUCGUGUAAUGUUACGCAGGGCAGGCAGUCCGUAUUUGUCGGUGCGCAAGACAAGCUGUUAACACAGCUGAUGUGCCAUAUCAGUAAAUAUAACAUUACACAAAAGGUAUUUACAUAAAAAAAGUAUUUCCAGAUGCAAAACACUUCAGGUCACUAGAGCAAUAUAAUUCAUUGUACAUGGGAAAUGGCAUGUUUAAUCACCAAGAUAUAUCAAAAUUACUAUUUAAAAUAAACAGCGUUACCUUAUCUGACAGUAUAGAGAUACACUGAACAGCCAGGUUUUUUGUUUGAACUCCAAUGUCAUUCUAUGCCACUUAAAAUGAACAGACAAAAAAAGGGUUUAUGAAAAAAAAAGUUGCCAUCCAUCAACAUAAUAUGAAAGGUCGCCAAUUUGAAUAUCCGCCGUACCGGAACAAAUGAGGCAUGGGUAGGGAGAAGUCACUACGUAAUCGCUCACGUGACAUUCAAAAGCAGAUACACACAAGAGUCUCGAAGACGUCAAAAAAAUGUGACUCGCAGCAAUGCUGUAAGCACGUGACAUUCUGACACUCGAACAGCGAGCAGGUCCUUCAACAAGCUUCCAUUCCAACCCACACGUGGAUACGAAACAGACUGCCCUCGCACGUUGAACCAUUGAACGCUGAGUGUUUCGAGGAGUCUGGGUAACAACUUUUAUCUUACGAUAAAAAUAACAGUUUAAGGCUGUUUACCACAGAUUAAUACAAAUUUACCAUUUUAGUCAAACUUGAUUUUUUUUAUUUUCCACAACGGUUUGUCUUCUUGUAAAAUUUGCAUGGUGUAUUAACAUUAUUGUGAAAAAUUACACGACAAUUUAUUCUUACCCCUAUCAACUCAGUAACGUGAUCUGCGUAUUUGUUUAAAAUCACUAUUGUACGAUUGGGCCUAAUGAACUUUUCCCAGGUAUUACUGAACUUAGAAAAGAGUGCCGUGUUUGUAAUGUGAAUCGCUGCACAGUUAGUUUUUAUUGGCGUCGUAACAAUUUAUCAAUUAGGGUGAAGUUUCAUUAUUUUUUAUGAGCAAUUUGAAAUUCAAGUUUCAUUAUUCGUUCGUCACAUGCAAAAUAGGAUUUUUAAUGCAUGCAACGUGCUAUAUUUGACACUAUACAAACGCAAUCCUAGUCAUGUCUCUUGGAUUAAGAAAACCCCGUUAAAUUCACAUGUUCUCAAAAUCUGAAAUUUGAUGGCCGUGCAGACUGUGUCACUGUUAAUGUACAGUUUAUUGCGUCGCUGAAUUUCAACAAAAAUGGAGGGGUUAUAUUUUUAAGAAUAUUUGUUAAGAUGAAAGAUCAAAGGAAACUUUGGAAAGUGAUAUUCUGACUUAAGGGAGCUUCCGAGUCUGACUACUGAACUAAAUGGUUGUGGUACUACAAGUGGAGAUUUAAUUUUUAAAGAAUGUCGACGUGAAAUUUUCAUUUUAAUUCUACUGCUACCGGUUAUAAAAAAUGAUAUAAACAAAUGUGCAGUAUAUUUCUUUCACCGCAUUAUUACUUUGUAGUUAUAAGCCAUUUCCAUGCACAUGCCCUCAAACAAUUCUGCAAAAAAACUUUUUUGGGAAUUUUUUUUUUUACAAUGUAUUUAAACAUCGUUGCAAUGAACUUAUUGAUGGGUUAAUUACUUUUUAACAGUUUUGUUUGAUACGUAAUUAUGACUGUGUGCACACCAUAACGGAAUGAAACGGCAUGUGGGGAUGAAUUGGGAUGAGUAAUGAAUAUGUUCACACUUAGAAUUCUAAAUCUCUGUUUGUAGUAAUGAAGAAGGUGCUUUACAGUUCUGUAAUGGUAUAACCUUAAAAAUGAGGACCACAAAAAUUAAAUGCAUUAAUCUAACUCACAUUUAUGUGCUGUGUAUUAGAAUGAGAUCCAUUAGUAUGUUAAUUAAACGUGCACUGUAGGCUCAUUUGGGUCAGUCACGAUCCAAUUUAUUUUACAAUAACAUGUCGUAUGGUGACUUUACCUGGUGUAUAACUUUGGCAUGUCAAUUUCACUAAAUCCCCUGAAAACAAACAUGUUACCCUUGUCUGUAUUUUAAUGUGUGUAGAACUGCCUUCCUCAAAUCGAGAAUUGCUAUCCCUGGAAUUUUAUUCAUGCAGAUGCUACGAAAUUAUGUUCCAUGAUUAUGGAUAUUUAUAUGGAAAUUGAAUUGUGAGUGAAAUAUUGUUAAUACAGAUGA